This is a messenger RNA of Caenorhabditis angaria, 8093 nucleotides long. The record is from the annotation of a GenBank genome assembly. Lineage: Eukaryota; Metazoa; Nematoda; Chromadorea; Rhabditida; Rhabditidae.
AUGGUUUGUUCGGAAUUCGAAUAUUCGAUCAAUGGAUAUUUGAUAAGAUGCAAGUCGAAGUUUGCGAAUUUGGAGGAUUUGGAAUUUGAGGCGGUGAGGAAAAGUUUGGAGUUGGGAUAACUUGGGGGAACCUUGUGGGGGAGAAGGAGCUUCAGAGGAGCUUUUCACGAAUUUUUUCUGGUCCAAAAUUUUAGAUUUUCAAAUUUUAAAGGUACAUGAACCUCAGAUUUGCCACGUGGAAUUAGAUUUUAUUUUGAACUGAAAAUUUCCUGGCUCUGAAAAUAGUUAUUUUCACAAUUUUUACGAUUUUCUAAAAGAGUUGGGACCCGUGGAAUUUUGACCAGCCACGUGGAACUGUUCACCAAUUUUUUCUGAUCCAAAAAUUUAGAUUUUUUCAAAAAUUUAAAGGUACAUGAACCUCAGAUUUGCCACGUGGAAUUUGGAUUUGAUUUUUAAAUUUGAUUUUUUUGAACUUAAAGUUUCCUGGCUCUAAAAAUGAUGAGUAUCAGACUUUUUUAAUGAGCCACGUGGCUUUUUGCACCAAUUUUUGAGCUAAUAAAUAUCAAUUUUCUGAAUUUUGAAGAUCAAAAAAUCAAAUUUUAAGCUUCUAAAUUCAAUUUUUAGUCGAAACUACUAAUUGCCACGUGGAAAAAUUGAGCUGAAAAAUAAAAAAUGUAAUUUUUGAAAAAUUACUGAAGCUUGUUGCCACGUGGCAUAAUUUUCGAAAAUAAAACACUCUUUGCGAAACAUAGUUGUGACGUCAUUGUUGGAUUUUACGAUCUCAAACUUAAUUUUUUAAAAAAUCAAUUUUCAGAAUUUUGUAGCUGAAAAAAUCAAUUUUAAGCUUAUAAUUAUCAUUGAAAGUAGUUAAUUGGCAGGUGGCAAAAUUAAAUUUUGAUUUUAAAAAAAUCAACGAAGCUGAAAACUGAUAGUGACGUCAUUUUUUAAUGAAAAAAAAGUUUUCCUAACUCUGCCACGUGGUUUUUCAAAAUUUCCCAGCCUAUUCCUCCUUCAAAAAAAUUCAUUUUUUGUGCCAUUCAAUCGUGCGAACCAUUAUCGAUUUCAACACAAAAUAUAUGCAUGUUUUUCGAUAUUUUCUCUCUUUUUAUGUGUCCUUUUUUCUUCCAAAACCAAACAAAACAAAACAAAAAUCCAUUUUUCUCGUCAUCUUUUUCAUCCUAAAUCUCUUUUUUUUCGCCACAAUUUUUUUAUCAGAUUUGCCCUGAGCCGGAGAAACAAAAUACUCAUUUUUCUCCCGUCUUAGUCUUUUUUAGUGAGUGUGUAUCCAGUUUCUUCUUUUUGAAGCUGGAAGAAGAAGCGGAAAACGAGCAAAAAUGAAUAAUAAACAAGCUGCUAUAGCUUCAUCGAGAAAUAAGGUGAGUUGAUUUUGUGAGGUGAAGAAAAAGUGUGCCAGGGUUGCAGAAGGGGGCGGGGUUUGUCUGAAAAAAAAACUGUGCCAGGCUUGCAUUUUCCAAGAGCCACACUUUUUUAUGCCCUCUAGAUGCGGCUACUUAAGAACUAGGCUCUCUAGGCGACGAUCCUUGUCAAGGUGUAUCUCUCGGUGCGUCUCCUGCACAAUUAGGUUCUGUAGGUGUGGCUACUUGAGAACUAGGCUCUCAAGGCGCUGAUUCUUUUGAGCUCAUGUUUGAGCUCUUAAGGCGCAGCUCCUUGUCAAGGUGAAUCUCUCGGCGCGGCUCCUACACAAUUAGGUUCUGUAGGUGUGGCUACUUGAGAACUAGGCUCUCAAGGCACCGAUCCUUGACACUCAGAAUUUGUAGAUUUGUAGACGAACCUACCAACUACUGUAGCUAUUGUUUAAUACCUCUACAGUACCUUUUGGAAGCUGAAGUACUCCUCAAUUGUUUGGCAACCUACAGUAACCCUUUAUCUACAGUACCCCAUUUGCAGUACUACAAAAAAGUGCCACGCCCAUUUUCUUCCAAAUUUCGCAAUUUUUCCUCAUGUGAUGAAUCAGAAAUCAUUCAAACCCUACAGUACCCCGCAUCCCCGCGAAGAAAAACGGCGAAAUCGAAUUAAAAAUCAUGAUGAUUUUCGCAAAUUUUUAUGAUUCUCUUCUUUUUUCUACACGGUGUGUUGUUGUUUUCGCGCCAUAAAAUUAUCCUAUAAAAUUUGCGGUGCCCCCACACAAAAAUUGUCAGAUUUUUUUCGUGCGGCCACAAAAAAUGGGCAGAUUUCGAAAAAAAUCGAAAAAAAAUCGUGAGGAAUGCGAUUGUCAACCGUGUAGGAAGGAGAGAGAAGAGGUGGGUUACUGUAGGCGGCGAGUACUGUAGUUAGGACUAGGGUACUGUAUUCAGUUUUAGAGUAGUACUGUAGUUGUUCAAGAAAUUUGUGCCACUUGAAAUGUGGAACUUUAUUGGAUUACUGUAGAUGGGGUACUGUAGAUCAAAGGUUACUGCUGUAGGUUGCCAAAAAAUAUGAGUGCUAUGUGGGGUACUGUAGUUAGGACUGGGGUACUGUAGUUGUACCUUUUUUCAGAUUUAUUUGAAGGUACUGUGUAGAUACCAAUUCUUAACUACAGUAUCCUCAGCAAGUUUCAAGCUACAGUAAUUCUUAUGAGGUACUGUAGUUUGAUAUACUGUACAGGAUUUUAAAUUCCAAAUUGCCGUUACCAAAAGGUACUGUAGAGGUAUCAAACAAUAGCUACAGUACCUCUUAGACUCUACAGUACUCCUCGAGAUUUUCGCCAUAAAAAUCAUACAUUUUUUGACAUAUAUCUUUUUUUCCUAAUCCUCAGCUUCUUCUUUUGGUGAAGCCAAAAAAAACGCAUUUUUGGUUUCUGGCUCUUUUUUUGGCUCAACUCAUGCAUUUUUUUUCAUUUCUUCUAUAUUUUUAGUUAGUACUAGUUGUAUUUUUUAGAAAAAUGUUUUUUUCCCAAGAUUUUUCUCAAAACACAAAAAAUUAUAAUAAUAUAUAAUUUGAUUAUGGGAAUUUUUCGGGGGAAAAAAGAAAGAAGAAAUUGCGAGAAAAAUUUUUUUUUUGCAAUUUUUGGAAGUGCUUUUUUUGGAAAAGGAAGGGAAAAAAAUAGAAAAAAAAAAUGAAAUUUGAGAAAAGUGCACUUUUUUUUGAGGCUCAAUUUUUUUUCUGAAAUUUUUUUUUUGAGCUUUAAAAUUUAUUGGGGAAAAAAAGAAAAGCCCAUGGGAAUUUUAGCGACAUUUUUUUCCUGGGAAAAUUUUCACUGUUUCAAAAAAACCCUAACUUGGAAAUUUGAAAAAAAAACUAAUUUGUAAGCUAACCUAAAAACGUGGCAAUGUUUUUCUGAAAAUCUGAAAUUUGGAAAAAUCCACGUGGCUUUUUGAAAGUUAUUAUAACUUUUAUUGGCUCAAAGUUCAAAUUUUUGCCGAAAUUCAAUUUCAGAUUUUCAGUUUUCAAACAUUUUCAAAAGAGUUUUGGAAAUUCCGAAAAUAAAUCCACGUGGCAUUUUGAAAGUUAGUAUAACUUUUAUUGGCUCCAGAUUUUCACAUACUGAAAAUUCAGCUUUCAAAAAUUUACUUGGAAUUUUUUUUUGCUGAAAUUCAAUUUCAGAUUUUGAGUUUUCAAACAUUUUUGAAAGAGUUUUAGAAAUUCUGAAGCCUUUUUUUUUAAUUUUCUGGAAAUAUAUGAAGCUGUAAAAUUUUUUCUGAUAAAAAUUUGUGAAUUUAAAAUUUGAAAAGUAAAUUUUUUCCAAAAUUUCUAAAUAUUUUCCUCGUUGUUGUUUACAACUCCCCCGUCCUUCCACCUCUCGUUUUUCUCAUUCUCAACGAAAAAAAAUGUUUUCUUUUUUUUGCUUGUGGAAAAUUGCGCCCGUUUAUCCACCCUUCUUCUACUUCUUCUUCUUCCACAACAUUUUUUUCCCUCACGAAAAAAAGAGGCGAAAAAAGGCGCGCAAAAAUCGGUGCGCGAGAGACGAGAAGGAGAAGAAGCUCUUCUCGCUCUGCGCAACUCCCAAAAUCGAUUUUCUCAUCUAGAAAAGAAGAAGAAGAAGACGAGGCUCUUUUUGUAUGUGCUCAUUUUUCGCCUCCCCCUAUUUUUCUUCUUUUUUUUUGAAGAAGAAGAAGAAGUAUACGAAAAGUUUUCGAUUUUUCAAUUUUUUCAUGCUCCACGGCACAAAAAAAAACAUAAUUUUUACUGAUAAGAAAUUUUUUUUUUAAUUUUAUUUUGAAAAAAUUUCAGAUGGCGGCUGGCGGUGCUCAACAACAACAACAAGGCGGACAACCUGAUCAGAAUUUUGAUUAUAUGUUCAAGGUGAGUUGGGCUAUAUCAAUUUUGGCCCCAGAAAUUUUGUGUUAGGAAAUUGGGCUACAGCAAUCGCUCCUGAAUUAAUUACAUGUAAUUUUCUCGAUUUUCUCGAAUGAAAAAUCUGUGUUUUGAGCGUUUUUGGCUGAUCAAAAAACAUGGCUCAAAUUUCGAUGAAAAAUAUACGUUUCAGGAAAAAUUGAACACAGGGUUAUGUGUUUUUUGAAACAGUAACUUUUGUAGAUCACAGUUUCAUGUGAAAAAGAUUUUUUUUUUCUGAAACAGAAAAUUAUAUAUUACUAAUUUUGAAAAAUCACAAAAAAAUUUAUUAAUUUUUUGAAACAGUGAAUUUUCUCAAAUCAGAAUUUUUGGUGAAAAUUAUUUUAUUUUUGAUUCAAAAACAUUUUCACAAGUGAAUUUUCAUAAUUAUUUGUAUUUUCAGAUUUUUCACUAAAAUAAAUACGCAUUUUGGAAAAUACUAAUUUUGAAAAUAAAUUUUAAAAAAUUAUAAAUUUUUUGAAACAGUGAACUUUUUUUUCAAAUUUCUAUUAAAUUCUAAAUUUCAAAAAUUUUCUGUAGUAUACAAAAUUAAUAAUUUUGUCUGAAAAUAAUUUUAUUUCCAGAUUUUUCACAAAAAUUGCCUCAGUACCAGAAGAAAAACUAAUUUUCCAAAAAUCACAAAAAAAAAUAUAAUUUUUUGAAACAGUGAAUUUUUCUCAAAUCAAAAUUUUUGGUGAAAAUUAUUUUAUUUUUGAUUCAAAAACAAUUUCACAAAUGAAUUUCAUAAUUAUUUGUAUUUUCAGAUUUUUCACUAAAAUAAAUACGCAUUUUGGACAAUACUAUAUUUUAGAAUAAAUUUUAAAAAAUUAUUAAUUUUUUGAAACAGUGAUAUUUUUCCAAUCAGAAUUUUUAGUGAAAAUUAUUUUAUUAUUGAUUCAAAAACAUUUUCACAAGUGAAUUUCAUAAUUAUUUGUAUUUUCAGAUUUUUCACUAAAAUAAAUACUUUGUAUGGAAAGUACUAAGUUUGAAAAUUAACAAAAAAAAUUAUAAAUUUUUUGAAACAGUGAAUUUUUUUUCGAAUUUCUGUUAAAAUCUAAAUUUCAACAAUUUUCAGUAGUAAACAAAAUUUAUUAAUUUGUCUGAAAAUAAUUGUAUUUCUAGAUUUUUCACCAAACUUGCCUCUUUUUGUUAGAUUUAAAACACACUAAGAAACUAAUUUUGAAAAAUCACAAAAAAAUUUAUUAAUUUUUUGAAACAGUGAUUUUUUGCCAAUCAGAACUUUUGGUGAAAAUUACUUUAUUUUUGAUUCAAAAACAUUUUCAGAAGUGAAUUUCAUAAUUAUUUGUAUUUUCAGAGAUUUUUCACUAAAAUAUUUAAAAAAAAAUAUUUUUCACUAAAAUCGAUACAUUUUAUGGAAACUACUGAAUUUCAAAAAGUCACAAAAAAAUUAUAAAUUUUUUGAAACAGUGAAUUUUUCCCGAAUAAAUUUUUAGAUUAAAAAAAACAGUUUUUAAAAUUUUGCGCUGGGGAAAGUAAAUUUAGCACAAUUCAAUUUUCUUACAGCUCCUCAUUAUUGGAAAUUCAUCAGUGGGAAAAACUUCGUUCCUCUUCAGAUAUUGCGAUGAUUCUUUCACAUCAGCAUUCGUUUCGACUGUCGGAAUCGAUUUUAAAGUCAAGACUGUUUUCCGGGGCGAUAAGAGGGUUAAACUUCAGAUUUGGGUGAGUUCUUGGAUUUUUUUCUAAAAAUUUCAAGUUUUUGACCAGAAAAACUCCCAAAAAAAAUUUUCAGGACACAGCCGGUCAAGAGCGUUACCGUACCAUUACAACCGCCUACUAUCGCGGUGCGAUGGGUUUCAUUUUGAUGUACGACAUCACAAAUGAGGAAUCGUUCAAUAGUGUUCAAGAUUGGUGUACACAAAUCAAGACGUAUUCGUGGGAAAAUGCGCAAGUUGUGUUGGUGGGAAAUAAGUGCGAUAUGGAUUCAGAAAGAGUUGUGUCGAUGGAUCGAGGAAGGCAAUUGGCUAGUCAAUUGGGUUAGUUGAGUUAAUUAGUGCUAGAAGAAACUAAUUAGGGCUGGAAUUGGGGUCAAAAUGAUACCAAAUAAGGUUAGGGUUAGAGAAAAAAAUUACCAAGAAUUCAAGUCAAAAAAAUUAUGAUAAUAAAACUUUUAACAAAAAAUUUCGAUUCAAAAAAUGUCAAAAAACUAUAUACAUUUCCACACGAAAUUAAAAAAUAUCUCGCAGCGAAAAUGAAAAAAAAAUGUCAGAAAAUAAAAAAAAAAUAUAAUUUUUUGUCACCAGAAAUACAUCCAAUUAAAAUUUUUGAAACAGUAGAUUUUUUUGUGAAAAUAAUUUGUAAAUAAAAAUUUCCCGGGUAGUUAUGACGUGGAUUUUUCGAUUCUUUUAAUUUGUUAGCAAAUGAUUAAAAUAAAUUAUAUAUUCAAGAAAUUUCUGAAACAGUAGAUUUUUUUUUAUUCAAAAAUUCAAAUGUUGCGUCUUCCCGCUGCUGAAAAAUUCUCAAUAGAGCGCGAAUGCGGAAAAUUUGAAUUUUCAAAAAAUAUAGGUCGAUUAUUUCGUUCAACUUGAAAAAUUAUCGAUUUUUUUGUAAGAAAAAAUCCACCUCAUAACUACUGGGAAAAUUUUUAUUUCAAAAAAAAUCUACUGUUUCAAAAAUUUCUUGAAUAUUAGGUUAAUUUUUAUCGUUUGCUAACAAUUUAAUUUGUGAAGAUCGAAAAAUCCACGUCAUAAUAAUUACCCGGAAAAUGUUUCUUGAAAAAAUCUACUGUUUCAAAAAUUUCUUGAAUACUUAAUUUAUUCUUCUCAUUCGCUAAAUGUUUAGUACAACCGAAUUUGUGAGAAUCGAAAAAUCCAGGUCAUAACUACUGGUAAAUUUUUAUUUAAAAAAAAAAUCUACUGUUUCAAAAAUCUCUUAAAUAUUUAAUUCAUUCUUCUCAUUUGAUAUUCUCCCAAUAUCAGACAUGUACAAAUUCAAAUAGUUGAAAUUCCACGUCAUAGCUCAAAAUUUUUCAAAAAAAAAUCUACUGUUUCAAAAAUUUCUUGUAUAUUUAAUGUAUUUUUCUCAUUCGCUAAUCGGUAAGUAGUUGUACGAUUUACAAAUUUUAAUUUAAAAAAUUUUAAAUUUAAAAUUAAAAUUUGUGAAAAUCGAAAAAACCACGUCAUAACUACUCGGAAAAUUUUUCAAAAAAAAUCUACUGUUUCAGAAAUUUCUUGAAUAUUUUAUUCAUUUUUCUCAUUCGCUAAUUGGUUAGUUGUAGGAAUUUACUUGUGAAAAUCGAAAAAUCCACGUCAUAACUACUGGGAAAAUUUUUAUUUCAAAAAAAAUCUACUGUUUCAAAAAUUUCUUGAAUAUUAAGUUGAUUUUUAUCGUUUGCUAACAAUUUAAUUUGUGAAGAUCGAAAAAUCCACGUCAUAAUAAUUACCCGGAAAAUUUUUCAAAAAAAUAAUCUACUGUUUAAAAAAUUUCUUGAAUAUUUGAUUGAUUUUCGUCAUUCGCUAAUUGCUUAGGUGAAAAUCGAAAAAUCCACGUCAUAACUACUGGGAAAAUUACUGUUUCAAAAAUUUCUGGAAUAUUUAAUUUAUUCUUCUCAUUUGCUAUUUCAGCAAAACUGCGAAAAUCCACGUCACCUGAACCCAAAAUCCCUAUUUCCAGGUUUGGAAUUCUUCGAAACAUCGGCCAAAGAAAACAUCAACGUAAAAGCGGUAUUCGAGAAGCUCGUCGAAAUCAUUUGCGAUAAAAUGGCCGAAAGUCUCGACAAAGACAACGCUCAACAACCGCCAAAAGGACAAAAAUUGGACGCGAACACCACUCAAAAACCGGCUCAACAACAAUGUAAUUGCUGA